Megachile rotundata (alfalfa leafcutting bee) is the source of this 2259-nucleotide messenger RNA. RefSeq names its product RNA polymerase II-associated factor 1-like protein antimeros (gene atms). Lineage: Eukaryota; Metazoa; Arthropoda; Insecta; Hymenoptera; Megachilidae. The record is from RefSeq and is a predicted model, not a curated record. Gene Ontology annotation, biological process: transcription elongation by RNA polymerase II. Gene Ontology annotation, cellular component: Cdc73/Paf1 complex. Gene Ontology annotation, molecular function: chromatin binding; RNA polymerase II complex binding.
AAAAUGAAAUUUACUUGUGUGCAGUUGUGUUGAAUAAAAAUUAUUUGGAAUGUAUAUAAAAUAUAAUUAAGUUUCAUUCAUUAAUCGAACAUGGCUCCAACAAUUCAGACUAAUGGCAAUGCCGCCGAAAGAGAUAAACGUGCGGUUAGGCCAGCAGAGAAAAGAUCUGAAUUAAUCUGUAGAGUUAAAUAUUGUAAUACUUUGCCUGAUAUACCGUUUGAUCCCAAAUUUAUUACAUAUCCUUUUGAAUCCACCCGAUUUAUUCAGUAUAAUCCAACCUCAUUGGAACGUAAUUAUAAAUAUGAGGUAUUGACAGAACAUGAUUUGGGUGUGGAGAUUGAUCUUAUCAAUAAAGAUACAUAUGCUGGAGAUGUGAAUGCACAGUUGGAUCCUGCUGAUGAAAAACUUCUGGAAGAAGAUGUUCUUACUCCACAAGAUUCUAAAAGAUCCAGACAUCAUGCCAGAAGUGUGUCUUGGCUUAGACGUACUGAAUAUAUUUCUACAGAACAAACCAGAUUUCAACCACAAACUGUUGAUAAGGUUGAAGCUAAAGUUGGUUAUAGUAUUAAGAAAAAUUUCAAGGAAGAAACAUUAUAUAUGGAUCGUGAGAGUCAAAUCAAAGCUAUAGAGAAAACAUUUGAAGACAAUAAGAAAUCAAUUGAAAGACAUUACAGUAAAGCAAAUGUGGUACCUGUAGAAAUUUUGCCAGUAUUCCCUGACUUUAAGUUAUGGAAAUAUCCCUGUGCACAAGUUAUAUUUGAUUCUGACCCAGCUCCAACUGGCCGUUCUGUGCCAGCUCAGAUUGAAGAGAUGUCUCAAGCUAUGAUUCGGGGUGUAAUGGAUGAAAGUGGUGAACAAUUUGUAGCAUACUUCUUACCUCUAGAAGAAACCUUAGAUAAACGUAGAAGGGACUUCACAGCUGGAAUUGAUUAUGCAGAUGAUGAAGAAUAUGAGUAUAAAAUGGCUAGAGAAUAUAACUGGAAUGUUAAAAGUAAAGCUUCAAAAGGAUAUGAAGAAAAUUAUUUCCUUGUUAUCAGACAAGAUGGGGUGUAUUAUAACGAACUGGAAACGCGAGUACGUCUUAGUAAACGUCGUCAAAAAGUUGGUCAACAACCAAAUAAUACAAGGUUGAUAGUUAGACAUCGACCUCUGAAUGCUAAUGAGUUUAAGAUGCAAAGGUACAGGGAGAAGCAACUAGAACCACCAGGAGAAGAAGAUGAAGAUGAAGAAGAGGAAGAGGAAGAAGAAGAAGAACCUCAACAAGAGGUUGAGAAAGCAGAAGAAAGAGAAGGAUCCGAAAAUGAACGUGAAUCUAGAGCUUCUUCCCGAGCCUCUUCUCGAGCAUCCAGUAGAAAGUCACGUUCCCGUUCAAAAUCUGGUUCAAGAUCAAAAUCCCGUUCUCAGUCACCAUCAAAAUCUCGUUCUCAAUCGCCAUCGAAAUCGAGAUCUGCUUCUCGCUCGCGCUCUGAAUCGCAAUCCCCUUCUAGAUCACAUAGUAAAUCAAGAUCAAGAUCCGGUACACCGCAAUCUAGAAAUUCUUCUAAAUCAAGAUCCCGCUCAAAAUCAGCUUCAAGAUCUCGUUCUGGAUCACCAGCUAAAUCUCGAUCUGGAUCUCCAGCUGAGUCUAGAUCUGGAUCUCCAGCUAAAUCUAGAUCUGGCUCUCCAGCUAAAUCUCGAUCAAGGUCUCCAGCUAAAUCCAGAUCAGGAUCUCCAGUUAAAUCCCGAUCAGGGUCUCCAGCUAAGUCUAGAUCAGCAUCUCCAGUCAAAUCCCGAUCUGGAUCUCCAGCUAAAUCCCGUUCGGCAUCUCCAGCGAAAUCUCGAUCUGUAUCACCGUCAAGUUCAAAAUCUAGGUCAAAAUCGAGAUCUGUUUCAAGAUCAAGAUCAAGAUCACCUAGUGGUAGCGGAAGUGGUUCUGGUAGUGGUAGUGGAUCAGGCAGUGGAAGUGGAUCAGGCAGUGGUAGUGGAUCAGGCAGUGGUAGUGGUGAAGGUGCCUCCGAAAGUGAAUAAAUAACAAUCAUUAUGACGAAAGAACAAUUGCGGUAACACUGAAAAAUAAUUUUAAUUUUAAGGUUGUAUUUGUAAGUAACCUACAUUUUGUAAAACUGUUUAUGGUUUAUCAGUUUAUCAUUAUUACGAAAACAUUCGAUCGUUAUAUGUAUAUAGUACCUGUAAUAUAAGGUACGGUUACAGUGGAAUCGAAAUAUUAAUUUUAAUAAAAAAAGACAUUGUAUCGAUAAUGAAGAUUACGUUUGUUUACAA